This is a messenger RNA of Linum tenue, 1973 nucleotides long. Lineage: Eukaryota; Viridiplantae; Streptophyta; Magnoliopsida; Malpighiales; Linaceae. The record is from the annotation of a GenBank genome assembly.
UAUAACGCGAAACUGCAGAAACACCACCAUCCCUACCACCAACGUUUCCGCGGUGUCGAUCGUAGAAGGACGUUCCGAUCGGGAUUCAAUGGCGGCAGCUCGACGCCUCCGGGAUCUCCAAUCGCAACCAGCGAACAAGAUCUGCGUAGACUGCUCCCAGAAGAAUCCGCAAUGGGCCUCCGUCUCCUACGGCGUUUUCAUGUGCCUUGAGUGCUCCGGCAAGCACCGCGGCCUCGGCGUCCACAUCUCCUUCGUCCGAUCCGUCACCAUGGACUCCUGGUCCGACAUUCAGAUCAAGAAGAUGGAGGCCGGUGGCAACGAGAACCUCAACUCUUUCCUAGCCCUCCGAGGAAUCCCUAAGGAGACCAAUAUCGUCUCCAAGUACAACAGCAAAGCCGCCGCCGUCUACCGCGACAGAAUCCAGGCGUUGGCCGAGGGCAAGCCUUGGCGGGACCCGCCCGCCACCAAGGAAACCCUCGGCGGCAGCGGUGGAAGCGGCGGCGGCGGGAUCGGCAGAAAGCCGCCGCUUUCUCAAUCCUCGCCCAAGGAUAAUGGUGGCUGGGAUAGUUGGGAUAAUGACGAUGCGAUUAGAUCCUCCGAUGACCUGAGGAGGAACCAAUCCAUCGGCGAUUUCAGGGCUAAUGGUAGCGGCGCCAUGGCCGGUGGUCGCCCGAGGUCGAGAUCGACCGAGGAUAUUUAUACCAAAUCGCAAUUGGAGGCCUCUGCUGCUAAUAAAGAAACCUUCUUUGCCAGAAGAAUGGCAGAGAAUGAGUCGAGGCCCGAAGGUCUGCCGCCUUCUCAAGGUGGCAAGUAUGUAGGGUUUGGAUCGGGCCCUCCGCCUUCUCAGAUGAAUAAUUCACAACCAGACGUAUUGUCUGUUGUCUCUCAGGGAUUCGGCAAGUUGUCUCUGGUGGCAGCUUCAGCAGCCCAGUCAGCUGCUACUGUUGUCCAAGCAGGCACCAAAGAAAUCAGCUCUAAGGUCAUGGAAGGUGGUUAUGAAUACAAGGUGAACGAAACUGUCAAUGUUGUGACUGCAAAAACAACAGAGAUUGGACAAAGAACAUGGGGGAUUAUGAAAGGUGUCAUGGCACUGGCUACACAGAAGGUGGAGGAAUAUGCCAAAGAUGGCGGGUGGAAGAAUGAGAAUGAGAGUAACGGUUAUUAUCAAGAGUUCAAUAAGCAAGACAAUAGAGGAUGGAAUUCUAACCCUGGUGCUGCAGCAGGACAGUCUUCAUCAGGCGGAAAUUAUAACUCAAGUGGAAACUACAAUUCGAGUGGCACCUACAAUUCAAGUGGAGGCUACAAUUCGAGUGGCAACUAUAAUUCAGGUGGGAACAAUAGCACUUCUCAUAGUUCAUGGGAUGAUUGGGAUCAGAAGGAGACCAAGAAGGUUGAUAACAAAAAACCCACUGGAUCAAACAGUGAUGGUGAUGGAUGGGCUGGAUGGGAUGAUGGGAAAGAUGACGGAUUUGGUGAUAACUUCUACCAGCCUCCUGCAAAUAACAACAAAGCCACUGGCCACAAUGGCAAAGCAGAUUCUUCAUGGACUGGCGGAGGUUUUGAUUAAGGAUUCCGUCGGCUUUCAAUUUAGCCCAGAUCCUGGGUUUUCCCUGUAAUGAUGGUGGGCUCGUAAAUGGUGGCAAAUUGGAUGGUGAGGAUGUAACAUUUCAAUUUCACCGGCAGGCAAAUGUAGGGUGGCUGUGGAUCAGAUCCUCAACAAUUGAGGGGAUGCAUCCAUCGAGGUUGGUAUAUUUUUCUGAAGAAAUGUCGGAUCUUUUGCUGUCUUUUUUUUUAUAUUGUCUCUUCUUUCUUGGUGGAAAAAAAUUUAUUGGACCUUCAUUCCUUCAAGGGAAUAUCUGGAGUGUUAAACAGGGAGAAUUCUAGCCCCCCACCCCUUCCCCAUCAGAAGGGGAUUGGUUCUUAUUUCUUCUUCUUUUCUUCCUUUGCUGAAUUGGAAUACUGCCUGGGGGAUU